AUGACCGCAAUGGUCCAGACCGAUCUGGGUCCUCCCCCAACUGCCAAGUAUAAGGAUGACUCGGCCGACGAUCCUCUUCGUCGCCAGAACUCGGGCCAUCAAAUUCCCCCGCAUCACGCUCUGCAACAUCCUAGACCGACAAGUCUUGCGCAACACCAGAAGCAACGACCGAACUCUCCGCAUCAACCAAAUAGCUCCAUACCGUCGGGAACAUAUGCGACUGCGCAUGGUCUAGGGAACGGUGUACCGUUGCAACAUCAAACUCCAUACGGACAACCUACGCAAGAACCAACCUAUUAUACUACGCAUCCUAGUCACUAUACCUCGACAAGCGCUCCUGGACAAUACCCCUCAAGCGGGCCUCCUGAUCUGAUGGCAGCUACCGCACAAAUGCAGAGGCCCUAUCCUCCAAUCUACCAUACACCCCAGUCUAACUCCCCGGCAUCCGUGGCGUCACAAACACACGAUCAGCAUGGAAGGAAUUUGUAUACGCAAUCGCCGCAAAUGCCCUCGCAGAUGUAUGGUUAUCAGCCGUAUUCCUCGAUGAACUCGGUGCACCCGUCGCCUUAUGCACCACACCCGGCGUCUCAACAGCAUGCCCUCACAUCGCAGUCGCUGAUGAUCCCGCAUCAGACAGGCGCUGCUCAAAUGCACCCGCAGCCACAGGGACAUCCAGCUGCUAUGACCACCAACAGCCCGCAGCAACUGAAACUGGACUCUAUACCGUCUCAGGCUACGCCGCCUCAAAGGACGCCCAUCAACCCGCCUCACUCGACGCCCGCGACGGGACAAGUUCCUCAGAACAACGUACAUGCAAACGGAGCUGCAGCGGCGAAUCCCAAUGCGGCACCAGGCCCGAUCCCAGCCACGACUCCCCUUGUUGUGCGACAGGAUAGCAAUGGAGUGCAGUGGAUUGCCUUUGAGUAUUCACGUGACCGCGUCAAGAUGGAAUAUACCAUCCGCUGUGACGUAGAAUCUGUGAACGUGGACAAUCUUAGUCAAGAGUUCAAGACAGAGAACUGCGUCUAUCCUCGAGCUUGCUGCAGCAAGGACCAGUACAGAGGCAACCGAUUGGUCUACGAGACCGAAUGCAAUGCCGUUGGAUGGGCGCUGGCCGAGCUGAACCCCCCACUGCGAGGUAAACGAGGAUUGAUCCAACGAGCGGUCGACAGUUGGAGAAAUAGCAAUCAAGACCCUCGACUUCGCAGUCGCCGAGUGAGGAGGUUGGCAAAGAUAAACAGGAGGCAAACUGUUCAAUCGCCGCAGCCUAGCCAUAUUGCUGCCCCAACUAGCGCUCUUCCAGGAGUUCCUGGACCUGGCCUUACAGCGCCAGGACCACGGCCACCCCCUGGGUCUAUGUCGCUAGGCGGCGGGCAACUACACCAUCACCACGCUCACCAUGAUGGGAGCACAGGUAACGAGGAAGUCAGCGGCGGCACUGGAUAUACGAACGGUACUCAUCGUUCGUCUGAUGCUACAAGUGGCCACCAGCCGCCUGGACAUGGGACGACAGACCUCCGGACUGGUCAGAUUUUCCACGGUUUCCCAAUGUACCCCCCUUCUGCCAGUGCUUCAGGGGCACCAGGUGGGCCUUCAAUGCCUCCCCUCCAGGCCAGCAGCAUGGGAUCCUUUAGUCGCCACGGGACUAUCGCGACAUCUUCCAACAGACGCGAGGAGGACGACAACGACGAUGACGAGCGCAAUCCAGAUAAUGCCGCGCUCUUCGGCGACCUCCCCCAGGGCAAGCGUCGAAAGUUUAUUCUGGUGGAUGAUUCGCAGCGCGGCUGUCGCGUCCGUGUCAAAGUCAUGCUUGACCAAGUGGACAUGAACGAGAUCCCGGAUUCUUACCGUCAGUCCAAUUCGGUCUAUCCGAGGACCUAUUUUCCCGUGCAGAUGAAGAGUCCACCCGGUCGCGUCGUCCCAGGGAAGAGAUACUUCGACGAUGACGAUGAAGAAGAUGAUGAUGGCAGCACUGCGACUGUGGGAAGGACGUUGGUGCCGGCACCAUCCAUCGACGGGGAGACCGACAUUGCGGUUCCAAAGCUGUCGAGGAGCAAGCACAACAAGGAGAUCCUGUUGAAUGACCUUGGGUAUCGCAUGAGCUGGAGUCAGAGCAGAGUAUUUGCGGGAAGGACAUUAUUCCUCCAGAGAUCCCUUGAUGCCUACCGUAACAAGAUGCGUAACACAAUGCUGAAUGCCGGCCAAGAAACUACGUCCAUCGCUCCACAUUUUGAGACGCGGAUCGGGAAGAGGAAAUUCCUUGAGCGGUCCAGGAAGAAAUCUAGUCUGAGUGCGGCAACGGCUGCGGUGGCUACGUCUGCGUCUCAACGCAGUGCGGAAGAAGUAGAAGGCUGA
Paecilomyces variotii is the source of this 2355-nucleotide messenger RNA. RefSeq lists its product as hypothetical. The transcript is spliced from 5 exons. The coding region runs from base 1 to 2355 and encodes 784 amino acids. NCBI's taxonomy places the organism in Eukaryota, Fungi, Ascomycota, Eurotiomycetes, Eurotiales, Thermoascaceae. The record is from RefSeq and is a predicted model, not a curated record.